This is a messenger RNA of Penicillium malachiteum, 3351 nucleotides long. RefSeq names its product SacI domain and endonuclease/exonuclease/phosphatase family protein. The record is from RefSeq and is a predicted model, not a curated record. Gene Ontology annotation, biological process: phosphatidylinositol dephosphorylation. Gene Ontology annotation, cellular component: cytoplasm; membrane. The coding region runs from base 1 to 3351 and encodes 1116 amino acids. Gene Ontology annotation, molecular function: phosphatidylinositol-3,5-bisphosphate 5-phosphatase activity; phosphatidylinositol-4,5-bisphosphate 5-phosphatase activity. Lineage: Eukaryota; Fungi; Ascomycota; Eurotiomycetes; Eurotiales; Aspergillaceae. The transcript has 6 exons.
AUGUACAAUCUUCGGGUUCUUUGUCGCGAUCAGCCUCAGCGAACCAUUGCGCUGGUGACGUCAGAUCAUGUUUUGAUCUUUCAUUACAAUGCAACUAAUGCUAAGUCUUCAUCUACCGCACGCUGUCGUGUGGAGUUCCUAGAUGUUGUUUCGGCGGACUUGAAGGCAUAUCGGCCUUUGGGCGCCGGCCAUGGUACAUUGGGGCUGGUCACGCUGAACGAAGAUCUGUUUGUAUGUGUGGUUACCACAUCAUCACAGGCGGCUACUGUGAGACCUGGCGAGAGUGUUUCCAGGAUAGAUUCGGUAGACUUCUACUGUCUUAAUCAUGCCGAAUAUGAAUACGGUCUAGAAUAUGAAUCUGGGGCUCAGUUUGCCUCAGAGGAUAGAAUGGACCAGGAUGGUCGCGAUGCAGUCACUGACCAUCCAUUCCUCGCCCUGAAAAAGCUUCUCGGGGAUGGAAGUUUCUACUACAGUCUUGACUUCAACCUCACAGACCGUUUACAAGACCGGUAUGCUCAGUCAAUGUAUAAAAAUUACAAGUAUCAGGCUAACUUUGAAUUCAGCUCCGAUAAAUCAGCAGCAUUUGACAUUGAUUCUUUGGAUCAGGAUAUGCUGUGGAACUCAUACAUGAUUAAUCCUCUGCUUCUGUUCCGCAGUCAUCUACCCCCUGCAGAUAAGGCCAAGCUAGAUGCGUCUCAGCUAUUAACAUGUGUCAUCCGAGGGUUCGCCAGCACGCUGAAAAUCCCUGCAAAUAUUCCCGUACUGCCGCAAAUACGGACAAACUUCCCGUCUCUUUUGACGAUUGUCUCACGACAGUCCUCUCGUCGUGCUGGAACGAGGUUCAAUUCUCGAGGAAUUGACGAUGAUGGCCAUGUGGCCAACUUCGUUGAAUCGGAGUUGAUUCUCUGGGUUUCCCCUGGCAUUGCAUUCUCCUACGUCCAAGUUCGGGGAUCAGUACCAAUUUUCUGGGAACAAACCCCGGGUUUAAUUCCAGGCCAGCAGAAAAUCGAAAUCACUCGGUCCAGCGAAGCAACGCGACAUGCAUUCAAUCAACACUUUGAGGCACUUGAGUUGGAGUAUGGAGCUGUACAUGUGGUAAACCUCCUCAGCGAGCUCAGAUCUGGUGAGGCAGAGCUAUCGGCUAGGUACCGGCAACACAUUGCCGGAAGUUCCUUGAGAAAGAAAGAGGACCCUGGAAAAGCUGCACAUCAUAGUCUUUUGCGCCUGACAGAAUAUGACUUCCUUGCUGAGACUCGCGGUCCGGCUGGUUAUGAGGCAAGCAAUCAGAUCAAGUAUGAGUUAGCCGGUUCACUGGAUGGAUUUGCUUACUUCUUGUCCGAGGAUACUGCUCGCCCCAAUGCAUCGCUCGAUGAAAGGGAAGAUGCACUUAGUGCUUCCUCAGUUAUUCUACAACAGGAUGGUGUUUUCCGAACAAAUUGUCUUGACUGUCUUGACCGCACGAACCUUGUCCAAACCAUUAUCAGUUCGAUGGCAUUGGAAUCUUUCCUGGAUCACCAGAGUGCAAGACUCGGGACAGAUUUGCAAAUGCGCCAUUCUACCCUUUGGGCAGAUAAUGGUGAUGCACUCUCGAAGAUCUAUGCAGGCACCGGAGCUUUGAAAUCCUCGUUUACCAGGCAUGGGAAAAUGUCGCUUGCCGGAGCGCUUGCUGACGCGCGGAAAAGCGCGACUCGACUAUAUGUCAACAAUUUCACUGACAAGGCCCGACAGAGAACGAUUGAUCUUUUGCUGGGUCGGUUAGCAAAUCAACUGCCGGUUCAUCUUUAUGAUCCUAUGAAUGAUUUAGUCACCGAGGAACUCAAUCGCCGGGCGCCAGAGUACUCCUCUGCCAAGAAAAUUCGUGUUUGGGCAGGCACAUUCAAUGUGAACGGCCGGGAUGAAGGCCCGGGCACUGAUCUUACUCCUUGGCUUUUCCCCGAUGCAACUGAAUCACUUGAAGAUCCUGUGAUGUUCGUCGUUGCAUUCCAGGAAAUUGUUGAUCUGAGUCCUCAACAAAUCAUGUCGACUGAUCCAAGCACCCGGAAAGUAUGGGAGAAAGCCGUACAGGAAUGUUUAAACACACACACAAAGCUGAAUGGCACUGGAAAAUAUGUCUUGUUGAGAACUGGCCAGCUUGUGGGUGCUGCAUUGAUGAUAUUCGUGAAGUCCAAGGCACUGAAGGAGAUCAAGAACGUUGAAGGAGCGACCGGACUUUCUGGUAUUGCCGGGAACAAAGGUGGCUGCGCGAUUCGAUUUGACUUUUCCAAUACCAGCAUCUGCUUGGUGACCGCACAUCUAGCAGCCGGAUUUGCCAACUACGAUGAGCGCAAUCGUGAUUAUGAGACCAUUGAUCAGGGCUUGCGGUUCCAAAAGAAUCGAUCUAUUGCAGAUCAUGAUGUGAUCAUCUGGCUGGGAGACUUCAACUACCGUAUUGGGUUGGGAAAUCAAAUCGUGAGAGAUCUUGUCUUGCAGCAGGAAUUCCAGAGACUCUACGAGAACGAUCAGUUGAAUCUCCAAAUGACUGCUGGAAGAGCCUUCCAGUACUUUUCCGAGGGAACCAUCAACUUUGCUCCCACCUACAAGUAUGAUAUCGGGACGGAAACCUAUGAUACAUCUGAGAAAGCUCGCAUUCCUGCAUGGUGUGAUCGAAUUCUAUGGAAAGGGCCAAACCUUCGUCAAACCCACUACAACUCGGCCAAACUCUUGGUCUCGGAUCACCAGCCUGUGUGGGCCUCCUUCGAUGGCAUAAUUGAACAUGUCGAUCAAGAUCUCAAAGACAAGCUGAGACGACUGCUCUAUUCAGAGAAACAGCGUGGUUCUCUCUCGGAUUCCAUAAAUCUUUUAGAUCUGGAGGAUGAAGAAGAACCCAUGCCGCAAGGAUCUAUUGCACCUGGGCUACCACCAGCAAGCUCUGAACGGAACAGGUGGUGGCUAGAUAAUGGUGCACCCGGUAGAACAACCCUGCAACCACCUCAGGAAGGACUAGUUGCAAAUGUUCUCCGCAAACCCAAUCCUUUUUCCACUGACUCUGAGCCUGAAUGGGUCCCAACCUCGAGAAUGAUGAGGCAAGGUACUAUUGACAGAAAGCCGCCGCCACCUCCACGACGGGGUACAGGCUUGAAUGAGCAGGACGCCACGCCGGCACUGCGUAUGACAUCUUCUGGAAAAGCGCCCCCUGACAUCCCUCGAAAACCGACCUCUCUUAGUUCUCAUUCAGCCCCACGUCCCUUAGGUCUUGAUGAUCAAGGUCGUGGUUCUAUGAAGAGCAGCCCAAACCAACAAAGUGUAACUCAGGAUCUUCUCGGUGAUUCUACGGAUGGGCCAAUCGAAUGGAAACCACUCCUCCCGCAAUAA